Otolemur garnettii (small-eared galago) is the source of this 978-nucleotide messenger RNA. Its product is annotated as olfactory receptor 6K6-like. The record is from RefSeq and is a predicted model, not a curated record. Gene Ontology annotation, biological process: G protein-coupled receptor signaling pathway. Gene Ontology annotation, cellular component: membrane. Bases 1 to 978 code for a protein of 325 amino acids. The transcript has a single exon. Lineage: Eukaryota; Metazoa; Chordata; Mammalia; Primates; Galagidae. Gene Ontology annotation, molecular function: olfactory receptor activity; G protein-coupled receptor activity.
AUGGCCAAUAAGAGUCAGACAGUAGUGAUAGAAUUUGUAUUCACGGGUUUUCCUCACUUGCGGGAAGGUGGGCUUCUGUUUUUUAUUCUCUUGCUACUCAUCUACCUGUUCAUCAUCAUUGGGAAUCUUAUGGUUUUCUUUGCUGUCAAACUGGAUUCCCGCUUGCACACCCCCAUGUAUUUCUUUAUCAGCGUCCUCUCCUUCCUGGAGAUCUGGUAUACCACGACCACCAUCCCCAAGAUGCUCUCCAACCUAGUCAGUGAGCAGAAGACCAUCUCCCUGGCUGGUUGCCUCUUGCAGAUGUAUUUCUUUCACUCCCUUGGCAUCACUGAGGUUUGCUUGCUCACCACCAUGGCUAUGGACAGAUACCUGGCCAUCUGCAACCCCCUCCGCUACACCACAGUCAUGACACCUCAGCUCUACAGUCAACUGACUCUGGGCUGUUGCUUCUGUGGCUUUUUCACGCCACUCCCUGAGAUUGCUUGGAUAGCCACACUGCCAUUUUGUGGUCCAAACCAAAUUCAGAAUAUCUUCUGUGACUUUGAUCCCAUCCUGAAUCUGGCGUGUAUGGACACUGGCACAAUUACAUUAAUCAAGAUCGUGGACAUUGUACAUGCUGUGGAGAUCAUCACAGCUGUAAUGCUUGUGGCUUUGGCUUACGUCCGGAUCAUUGCAGUAAUCCUAAGAAUCCGCUCUGCCGAAGGGCGCCGAAAGGCCUUUUCCACCUGUGCUUCCCACCUUGCUAUUUUCUUAAUAUUUUUUGGAAGUGUAGCUCUGAUGUACCUUCGUUUCUCUGCAAAGUACUCCUUCUUCUGGGACACAACCAUCAGCUUAAUGUUCGCAGUGUUGUCUCCGUUCUUCAACCCAAUUAUCUACAGUCUGAGGAAUAAAGAGAUCAAGGAAGCCAUAAAAAAGCACAUGUGCCACUCUAUUAUACUCACACAUCAUAUCAAACAAGCCAAAAAGCAUACUAGUUAA